Molecule: messenger RNA, 3056 nt
Organism: Eublepharis macularius
Lineage: Eukaryota; Metazoa; Chordata; Lepidosauria; Squamata; Eublepharidae
Product: zinc finger protein 737-like
Exons: 7
Coding region: 145-2322 (725 amino acids)
Biological process (GO): regulation of transcription by RNA polymerase II
Molecular function (GO): RNA polymerase II cis-regulatory region sequence-specific DNA binding; DNA-binding transcription factor activity, RNA polymerase II-specific
Source: RefSeq, a predicted model, not a curated record
CUCCAGUGAUCCACUGUAGCUGGUGUUAUUGGGCAAAGGGGAGAGGAGGCAGGGCCUGAGGACUUUUUGCAAACUAGGGGAAUCCGGCACAGGAGGAAGGCGAUCCAGUGGUCCAGGUGGAGGCUGUUUGGAGAGGAAGGAAGGAUGAGGGGAGAGCCGGAAUCCGUUGGUCGAGAAGCAAGAGAAGGCCCUGAUGCCAUCGAGGCUGGGAGCAGAAGGGACAUGGUGGAAGGAACCAUGCAGAAGAGCCUGGGAGAGGAUUUUCUCCCUUCAGAUGGGCAGUGCCAGCAAUUCAGGCACUUCCACUACCUGGAAAUGGAAGGGCCCCGAGAGGCUUGCAGCCGACUGCACCAUCUUUGCCAGCAGUGGCUGAAGCCAGAAAGGCACAGCAAGAAGGAGAUCCUGGACCUGGUGGUCUUGGAGCAAUUCCUGGCCAUCCUGCCCCUCGAGAUGGAGAGCUGGGUCAGGGAAUGCAGGCCGGAGACCAGUUCCCAGGCGGUGGCCUUGGCAGAAGGCUUCCUCCUGAGCCAGGCAGAUGCCAAGAAUCAAGAGCAGCAGGUACAGAAAAACAUUUUGCAGGAGCAUUACCACGGAGGAACUUUUCUGGGCGAGGCCUUGAAACCAAUGAUGUAUCCUUUCCCAUCUCUUUGCGGCAAAGAGAAAGCAGCUCCCCUAUGGUCAGAUGGGACUAUGGUAACCUUUGAGGAGGUGUCUGUGCAUUUCACUGAGGAGGAGUGGGCUUUGCUGGAUCCGGGCCAAAGAAGCCUUCACAAGGAAGUCAUGGAGGACAAUUAUCAAGCUGUGGCCUCUCUGGGAGGACUUCUGGUUGCCAGACCUGACUGUCUUUCCAUGCUGCAAGGAAAAGGAAACCUGGUUUUGCAGGACUCAGAAGAAAGAGAAAGAUCAGCUGCUGAUAGUCCACAGAAACGGCCUGAGAAAGAACCACAUCAUCUCCAAUUGGAAAGAGAACAGCAAAGAAGGAGGAGUAGAACAAAAUGGAAGAGGAGGAAUGAAUCAUCUGCUUCACAGGGUGCUGAAUCCCAGGACAUCCUGCCAUACCGUGGAAGAAUCACUUGCCCCAUGUGCAGAAAAGAAUUCCUUUACCAAUCAGUGUUUGAUAUACAUUGGAGAAAGCACACAGGGAAUAAACCACAUCUGUGUGUGGACCGUGGAAAGAGCUUUGCUCAGAGUACAGAGCUUACUGUCCAUCAACUUAGCCAGACAGCUGAGAAACCAUUUAACUGUGUGGACUGUGGAAAGGGCUUCAUUCAGAGUGGACAGCUUACUGUCCAUCGCCGUAUACACACUGGGGAGAAACCAUUCAAAUGUGUGGACUGUGGAAAGAGCUUUGCUCGGAAUCCAGAGCUUACUGUUCAUCGACGUAUCCACACAGGGGAGAAACCAUAUAAGUGUGAGGACUGUGGAAAGAGCUUUGUUCGCGGUACAGCACUUACUGUACAUCGACGUAUCCAUUCAGGGGAGAAACCUUUUACAUGUGAGGACUGUGGAAAGAGCUUUACUCAGAGCCCAACCCUUACUGCCCAUCAACGUAUCCAUACAGGGGAGAAACUAUAUAAAUGUGUUGACUGUGGAAAGAGCUUUACUUGGAGUUCAAGCCUUAUUGUCCAUCAACGUAUCCAUACAGGGGAGAAACCAUAUAAGUGUGUGGACUGUGGAAAGAGCUUUGCUGAUAGUACAUAUUUUACUGUCCAUCGACGUAUCCAUUCAGGGGAGAAACCUUUUAAAUGCAUGGACUGUGGAAAGAACUUUGCUCGAAGUACAGAUUUUAACAUCCAUCGGCUUAUUCAUUCAGGAGAGAAACCCCAUCAAUGUGAGGACUGUGGAAAGAGUUUUGCUCAUAGUACCCAUCUAACUCACCAUCGACGUAUCCAUACAGGGGAGAAACUAUAUAAAUGUGUGGACUGUGGAAAGAGCUUUGUUCAUAGUGCAUAUCUUCCUGGCCAUCAACGUAUGCAUACAGGGGAGAAACCGUAUAAAUGUGUAGACUGUGGAAAGAGUUUUACUCAGAAUGCACAGCUUACUGCCCAUCAACGUAUACAUUCAGGGGAGAAACCAUUUGAAUGUGUUGACUGUGGAAAGAGCUUUACUUGGAGUUCAAGCCUUAUUGUCCAUCGACGUAUGCAUACUGGGGAGAAACCAUAUAAGUGUGAGGACUGUGGAAAGAGCUUUCUUCAGAGUGGAGAUCUUAAUGCCCAUCGACGUAUCCACUCAGGGGAGAAACCAUUUAAAUGUGUGGACUGUGGAAAGUGCUUUACUUGGCGUGCACAGCUUACUGUCCAUCGACAUAUCCAUACAGGGUAGAAACCAUAUAAGUGUGAGGGCUGUGGAAAGAGCUUUGAUUAGAGUACAGGUUUUAAGGUCCAUCAAUGUAUACAUAUAAAUCUGUGGACAUACAUAUAAAUCUGUGGACUGUGGAAAGAGCUUGUUCAGAGUGCAUACCUUGCUGUCCAUCAAUGUAUCCAUAUAGGGGAGAAACCAUAUAGGUGUGAGGGCUGUGGAAAGCUUUGCUCGGAGGAUGCAGCUUACUGCCAAUCAGUGACUCCAUACAGGGGAGAAAUGAUAUUGUGCAGAGUGUGCAAAGAGCUUUGCUCAGACUUUGGGUCUUAUUGUCUAUUGAUGAGUCCACACUGCAGAGAAUCCAUACAUAUACCAAGUGUGUGGACAAAUCUGAUAUCUAAAGAGUUAUGCUGUUUCUUAUCAAAAUAUUCAUACGAGAGAAAAUAAUCUUUUGAGUUUGUGUGCAGUGCAACUUUCUUUUAAGUUGGGUGUGUGUGAGAGGGACACAUUUUAUUUUUCUUUUAAGCUGGAAAUUUUUAAAAUCACUUUGUAAACCAUGUUGAUCUAUGUGGAAAAGGUGGGUUAUAAAUGCUUUAAUAAAUAAAUUAUUAAAUCCGAAUAUAUAAUUGAGUAAGCUUGUUUCAGACAACUCACUUUAUACCCUGGUGCACCACCAGAGGGCGCUGCCAUGGAGGGAAGCCCAGGCAAGGCAUCAUGUCCCUCCAGAAAAUAUGCCAUGGCAGGAAGGCCAGGAUGGG